Bufo bufo (common toad) is the source of this 1479-nucleotide messenger RNA. Its product is annotated as neurotrophin-4-like. NCBI's taxonomy places the organism in Eukaryota, Metazoa, Chordata, Amphibia, Anura, Bufonidae. The coding region runs from base 234 to 941 and encodes 235 amino acids. The record is from RefSeq and is a predicted model, not a curated record. Gene Ontology annotation, biological process: regulation of neuron differentiation; nerve development; memory. The transcript has 2 exons. Gene Ontology annotation, molecular function: nerve growth factor receptor binding; growth factor activity.
GAAAGUUUUGGCACUAAAGUGUCCUGAGAGGGAGCAGGGUUCACAAAGGACCAGGGCAGGGGUGCCCUUUUAUCUCCCUUAUAUUCUGCAUUCUCAUAUGUUUAGUUUUUUUUUUUUGAGUGACAGAGGAGGCACAGAUAAGAAAGCUGUAGCUUGUAUGUCCUUGAUCACAUGUGUGCCUGGGAGACUGAAGAACUUACUGCUGGAGGAAGUUGUUUGAGGUGGAUUAAGUAAUGCUCCUCCGCCUUUAUGUCAUGGUGAUCUCAUACCUUUGUGCCAUCAAAGCUGCCCCCUUCCAAAACCAGACCACUGAUUUGGAUUAUGGCCCUGAGAACUCGUCCAACUCCACAGACCAACCACAGAACUUCUUUGAAUUCACUGAGGGACUACAUGAUGGCUUCUUCCCGGAUUUAGCAACCACAUAUCCUGAUAUGGCUGGUAAAGAAUGGAACCUAUAUUCCCCAAGAGUGGCCCUCACUAGUCAGGAGCCCUCAGGACCUCCUCUUUUAUUUUUGGCAGAAGAGUCUAUUUCACAUUCAGAACAGGCCAACAGAACUUCUCGGGUAAAACGGGCAAGGGGAUCUGAUGCUAUCAGCCCUUCUCGAAGAGGAGAGCUUUCUGUGUGUGAUACUAUGCAUGUUUGGGUGACUGACAAGAGGUCAGCUGUUGAUAUUUAUGGUAAGACUGUCACUAUCCUAUCUGAGAUUCAGACUCUUACAGGACCACUCAAGCAAUACUUUUUUGAGACCAAGUGCAACCCUGAAGGAGGUACUACUAAUGGUUGUCGUGGGGUGGAUAAAAGACAAUGGUUGUCAGAAUGCAAACAAAAGCAAUCCUAUGUAAGAGCGUUGACCAUGGAUGAUAAGCUUGUGGGUUGGCGCUGGAUCCGGAUCGAUACAGCAUGUGUUUGCACCCUGCUAAGCAGAAGAGGAAGGACGUAAAAUCAGAGAGGGCAGAGGGUUAUCCCUCUCUGUGGUUUACUGUGGAUAGGGAAAGCAAAUAGAGCUCCUGUUUUCCUUAAGCUGUUUACAAUAUGGCAUAAUGGCCGACAUCACACAUUCCUGGAGUCAUGCCACAAACACACUAUAUUUGGGGGAUGGAGGAGUCUCGAACCUACAGCUGUCAUCAGCAGUGGUUUAACUUUACCAUGUUGAGAAAGAGCACAAAACUGGAUGCAAAAAGACACCAUACGGAUCUAAUAGGAUGGGACAAAAAAUGUCACCUCUCAGUGCUUUCUAAAUUUAGUGCCUUUUUGUCCUGAAUUUGAACAGUCUAGUGAGCAAUUAUCCUGAAUUCUAUCGCAAGAUGACCUGUGGACUAUGUGUCCCUCUAUGACUACAUGAUGGAGACAUUACAUAGAUGAUGCUGAAGUUGCAGAAGUUUUUAAAUUAAAAAUGUAUUUGGAUUUGAUGAUAAUUUUGUAGAAAUGGAGAAUGUGUGUUUAUUUUUGUCCUGCCGACAGGUACCCGGCAGGUGACA